AUGCUUCACAAAAUCGAGGAAAUCAAGGACUUCCUGCUCAGAGCCAGGAGAAAGGAUGCCAAAUCUGCCAAGAUCAAGAAAAAUAAGGACAGGGAGUUUAAAUUGCAGUAUAGCAGAUACGUUUAUACCUUGGUCAUCACAGAGGAAGAAAAGGCUGAGAAAUUGAAGCAGUCCCUUCCCCCAGGUUUGGCAGUGAAGGAGCUGAAAUGA
Molecule: messenger RNA, 210 nt
Organism: Artibeus jamaicensis (Jamaican fruit-eating bat)
Lineage: Eukaryota; Metazoa; Chordata; Mammalia; Chiroptera; Phyllostomidae
Product: 60S ribosomal protein L38-like
Exons: 2
Coding region: 1-210 (69 amino acids)
Biological process (GO): protein-RNA complex assembly; translation
Cellular component (GO): ribosome; cytosolic large ribosomal subunit
Molecular function (GO): structural constituent of ribosome
Source: RefSeq, a predicted model, not a curated record